UAUAUUGCUAUUAUUAUUGUGAGUGAUUUUUUUUUAUUUGUGUUAUUUUGCCAGUAAAGCGUUAUCUAUACAAUCACCAUAAACCACGGCGCUGUCUUUCUAGUAGCCAGCAGGGCGGCGACAAAAACAAUCAAAUCAUAAAAUUAUCAACUGAUGUUUUAUCAGACGCUCAUAUUUUGUGAAAUCUCACGCUAGUUUCCAGUUUUGAUCAGCACAGUAUGAGGCAGUGUUCUGCAAUUUUAUAUAUAAGAAAAUCUGUCACCCUUGCCAAUGUUUACAUUUAAAAUAGUUGCAGUGAACUGUUUCCUGUUUCUUCUAAGUAAAAUUAAACUCUUAGGAGAUUGAUUUCCUAAAAUGUCAGUACAUAGAAUCUAGUUGCUGUUUAUUUCCCAGUGUAAUUCACACAAAUACUUUGUAAAACAAAACGUUCACACUGCGUGAAUAUUUUAUUUCUUCGGAUUCAGUGUCGUGGCGAUGAAUGUGUGGUGAAAUAAACAACGUCUGGCUUUGUAUGAAUAACAAACUCAUAAACCACAGCAUUUAUAGUAAUAAUAAUAACAACUGAAACUCGAUACGACUUGUAAAGUCAGUUUGAAAUCGUUUCAACCCAAACAACAAGGAAUAUAUUUUUAGGGAAAAAGGGAUUUCUGACCGAGUGACCGCAUCUCAGAUGAUUACCUUGCUCCUCCCCUUUUACUAACUGCGUUUUAUUUCCAUAGCAACCGACAACAAACCUGUCGACACUUAUCUAGACCAAGUAUUGGGUAUCUAAAAGGUUGUUUAUUAGAUGUGGAGGCUGCUUAGAAAACAUAGAAGAUAAGCUCUCGACACCAUGAAACCCGCGUCCACCUCCAGAACAUCUGGCAGGUACCGCAAGUUGGCCGACACAUCCAGUGCGGAUGAGGACCUGUUUGACAAACCGAACAACAGCGAAUCAAUGGGAGAACCAACCAAGACGAAGAAAGAGCAAAGGAUCCUUCAGAUCAUCACCAAAGACUUAAUCCGGACUCUCAGAGUCCCACGGGUAGAACGUACAGAAGAUACUAUUGCCCUUCCGUCAUCUGGGAUUAGAGGGAUCAUCUCAAAAUCCCGUAUUGGUAUCAGUGAAGAGAGAGAAGCUUUAAAACAAGCUUAUAAUAAAGAAAAAGAGGCAAAAAUGAAAGCUGCUGAAGAGAGAAAGAAUCAAAUCUUGGAGAUAGACCAAUCUCAAAAAGAAAACCCAGAAUUAACAGAAAUGCAGCAAGAUGCCCAGAAGCGUUCGAAGCGGAUACUCAGCCGGGCCUACGACCUACAGAUGGAGGAAGAGCAGGAGAUUAAAUCCCUCAAUAAAUUGAUCCUGUGUGCUAAGGCUCAAGCCACAUGGGACGAGCAGCUUGUGGAAAAGAAAGAGAUCAAGGGCCUGAUGGACGAAGAGGAGAGGCGUCUGGACAUUAUGAUGGAGGUGGAGCGACGCAGAGGUUUAGCGGAUAUGAAGAUGAUAGAGGACCUUCACAAAAAGCAGAGAAUGGAAGGGAAGGACCAGAUUUACGGCCAGAUUAAAGAGCGAAUGGAGGAAAAACUAAAUGAUAACAUGCUGAAAGAGCUCGAGAAAGAACAGGUCCAUAGAGACCAGGAGAGAAUGAACCGGGAAUAUCUCGAGGCCAUGGAGAACAAGAGGAAGGAGCAGCAGCUUCUUCAGGAAGAGAUCAUGCGCAUCAAUGCGGACGUUACGCGGGCCAAGGAGAAGAGGCUGGAAGAGGAGAAGCUGGCCAACACCAGAGCUAUGGAUUACCUGAAACAGAAAAUGGAGAGGGAGGAAGAAUUUGAAGCAGAGCAACAACGAAUCAAGAGGGAGAAAGAGAAGGAGAUAACUCGGCUGAGGGCCCUGCAGCAACGGGCAAAAGAUUACAAGGCCGAGCAAGACGCGAUCCGUGCUAAGAGGAGCCAGGACAUCAGUGACAGAAAAUGGAGGAUGCAGCAGAAACAGCUGGCUGAAAAGAAAGCCAGAGACGAAGCCAAUCUGAAGGCGUCUCGCCUGGAGCAGGUUAAAAACAAGGAGUACUGCAUGAUGUUGGAGGCCAACCGGGAGAAGGCUGAUAUGGAGAGGGUGCUGAAGGAUCAAUUGGCACAAAUAGCCAAGGAGAAGGAGGUGGAGCAGAAGUAUAACGAGGAAGCGCAGCGUCACGCAGCGAGCCUUCGCCAGCAGGUGAAAGAACAGGAGCUCCUUGCUGCUGAAAAGCGCAGAGAAAAGUUCAAGGAGGCCGAACGGAUGUUUGAAGAAGACCGGCAGAGAAAUAUGCGCCUCCUUGAAGUCAAACAACGAAAACUCCAGGAGCUCAAGGCUACAGGGAUCCCUGAAAAGUAUUGCAUACAGGUGGAACGAAAGUCCCGGAAAAUAAUAACGGAUCCAAGGACUGUGAAGGCCUGAGGCUCAUCCAGUCAUUUCGGAAUAAAUAAAUAAUUUUAAUUAUUAUUUAUGAACAAUACUUAUUGCAAUUUAUAAAUAUAUAUGAGUGUCAAGUAGAAAUUAUUCAUAAUUUAGAAAUUCUUUUCAGCAUGUACAGCUGCUUCUUAAAUGUAAUUUUCAUGGAAACUUUCAUUUAUUUCUGUCAGUUUGCAUUCAACAAGCAUAUAGAAUCAUAACACAGAUAUAUACAGUAUAUUUUAUAUUAAUUCUAAUGAGUAUGGCUUGCAGCAAAUUAAAACUCCAAAUCCAGUUCGCCCGCCACCCCAAAAAAAGUUAUUUCCUCCACUAGCAGGAUAAGCCCCUGAAAUUCAGUGGAAGGAAAAACUAUGGAAGAAAAAGAUGCACAAGCAACAGGAAGGACCAAUAUCCUUGGCAGGAUUUUGAAACAAAGACCAUUCAAAAGAUUGUGGGAGAUUCAGAGGUGAUGGACAAUGGUAUCAUCAUUCUUGACUGGCCACACAACUUUAACUAAACGUCAUGGAUAAUCUAUCAUGAAGUAUUGUAAAGAGGAAAAUGAAUAGCCUGAUCUUCACAGUUCAACAGUGUUACCAGCUGAUUCACCUCCGUCUUACAGCACAUCAAAGCAGUUAAUUCAAACCUCAAGUCAUAUACCAUAGACUUGAGGGAUGUACUUUUCUGAAAUAAAAAGCUUCUUACCUCUCAUUUAAUAUUUUGAUUUUCUCAGAAACAGAAUUUGGGUUUUCAUUAAUUGAAGGCCUUUUUUCAUCUGAACACAAAUAAAUCCUUUAUCUCAA
Molecule: messenger RNA, 3201 nt
Organism: Xiphophorus hellerii (green swordtail)
Lineage: Eukaryota; Metazoa; Chordata; Actinopteri; Cyprinodontiformes; Poeciliidae
Gene: cfap45
Product: cilia and flagella associated protein 45
Exons: 12
Coding region: 833-2407 (524 amino acids)
Source: RefSeq, a predicted model, not a curated record